AUGACUGUGUUUCGAUGGGAUUCGUCGCUUGAGAGGAAGCAGUCUAUCGACACGCGCCCUUCAAACAUAAUCACUUCAAGUGUCGACCCUCCGGACGAUAGUUUGAACAUUAUACCGGAAGCUUCUUUUCCAGGAGGACAUCGCGAACCAAGCUCAUCUGACCAAUGUCUGCUGCGGCAUCACUCGAGUGUGCCACUUUCGACUUCAGUCGCCCUGUUGACGCAUAACGAGGCUGUCCAAAAGGGCUCGAGAGGCAGUGAAAGUUCGUGCAAACCGCCCGACGAGUCGGCUUCCAGAGAAUGGACAGUUGCCUCCUUCGAAGGCCCGAAAAUAACGGACAGCUGUCCAAAGAGGAGGGCGAUUGAAACCACCUCCGCCAGUACAUUUUCUCAAAGUCUCCAAAUUUCUCAGGCCCAUCGGUUACUUUUCCCGAAUUCUGAUGUCUCCGUGCCGAAAAUUCAACAAAAUGGAGUGGCCGAGAGCACUUGCCCGGUUCUUCCGCAAGGAAAGCACAGAAGAGACUCACCAAGUGUCGCCAGAUCUGCACAUGCCCAGAAUGCAUCUUUCUGGGAAUCGGCCGAUAUUGUCGACCCUCGGACAUCUGAAGUGACCCAACUGGAUCCCACAGCUUUCACCACCGACGAGACCUUUGUGAAGACAGAUCUAGCCGCCCAUAGAGACAGUGUGGAUUUACCCAUCUGCCCGGAUAAAGAGAAACACGCUAGUCUGUCGCCUUGUGGUAAUGUGGACUUGCUGGACGCUCAAUCCCGACGGUCUAGGUCCGUCGCUUCACUCACCUCCAGUUUAAUGCUAUUAACCUCCGCAUGGACAACCGUGGAAGAGUGUGGCGGGAACGGUGGUGGUUCAGACGUGGUCAGUUCAUCUGCCAGAAUCACCCUUGAGGAGCCAAGACCAGUCGUCUCGAAGCCGUUCGAUGUACAUUCGCUCACUGAUGCUGCUAUAUACGAUGCCGGCGAAACGACUGAGAAUGUACCAAGUCAACAGCCAUGUACUGAUGCUGAACAUUAUCGUGAAUACUAUUACAGCGAACUUUGGACAAAGUUCGUUGAUCGAGAUCAUCCUCAUAACAGGAGUCAAUUUCUAAAACGAGUUCAGACCAUUUAA
This is a messenger RNA of Protopolystoma xenopodis, 1125 nucleotides long. The record is from the annotation of a GenBank genome assembly. NCBI's taxonomy places the organism in Eukaryota, Metazoa, Platyhelminthes, Monogenea, Polystomatidea, Polystomatidae.